AUGGGUGGCGCAAACAGAGAAGGCGGCAAGGCCAAGCCCUUGAAGGCAGCCAAGAAGGCCACCAAGGAGAUGGACGAGGAUGACGUCGCCUACCUCGAGAAGAAGAGAGCCGAGGACAAGGCACGCAAGGAGAUGGCCGCCAAGGCAGGAGGCAAGGGCCCGCUGAACACUGGUACUCAGGGUAUCAAGAAGAGCGGCAAGAAAUAG
Truncatella angustata is the source of this 207-nucleotide messenger RNA. Its product is annotated as translation machinery associated TMA7. The coding region runs from base 1 to 207 and encodes 68 amino acids. The transcript is spliced from 3 exons. The record is from RefSeq and is a predicted model, not a curated record. NCBI's taxonomy places the organism in Eukaryota, Fungi, Ascomycota, Sordariomycetes, Amphisphaeriales, Sporocadaceae.